CAUCGGCGACGGCGGAGGCGCGGUCAGCUCAGCGUCGGGCUGGAACUAGAGAAGUAACGCGCAGACGCCUUGAGGGCCGGCGGAAGGGGGAGGGAUGCGGAGCAAGUAGCGGCUCUUGGUUUGUUUGGGUUGUAGGUGGUGCGGCAACAGUCCGGGGAAAGUGGGAGAUGGCGGCGCCUAGCGCGGGCGCCUGUCCCGCCGUCCACUCAAAGGGGCUAAUGGCCGUUGACAGAGGGCGCAGGCUAUUGGGCGUGUGUGGCAUGCAUCCUGACCAUCAGGAAGCCCUGAAAAAGAACCGAGUGGUGCUGGCCAAACAGAUGUUGCUGAGUGAACUGUUAGAACACCUCCUGGAGAAGGACAUCAUCACCUUGGAAAUGAGGGAGCACAUUCAGGCCAAAGUGGGCAGUUUCGGCCAGAAUGUGGAACUUCUCAACUUGCUGCCCAAGAGGGGUCCCCAGGCUUUUGAUGCCUUCUGUGUGGCCCUGAGGGAGACCAAGCAGGGUCAUCUGGAGGAUCUGUUGCUCACAACUCUCUCUGGACUUCAGCAUGUACUCCCACCGUUAAGCUGUGACUACGACUUGAAUCUCCCUUUCCCGGUGUAUGAGUCCUGUUCCCCUCACAAGCAGCUCCGCCUGUCUACCGAUAAUGUGGAACACUCCCUAGACAACGGAGAUGGUCCUCCCUGCCUUCAGGUGAAGCCUUGUACUCCUGAGUUUUAUCAAACACACUGCCAGCUGGCCUAUAGGUUGCAGUCUCGGCCUCGUGGCCUGGCACUUGUGCUGAGCAAUGUGCACUUCACUGGAGAAAAAGACCUGGAAUUUCGCUCUGGAGGAGAUGUGGACCACAGUACCCUAGUCACCCUCUUCAAGCUCCUUGGCUACAAAGUCCAUGUUCUACUUGACCAGACUGCACAGGAAAUGCAAGAGAAACUUCAGAAUUUUGCCCAGUUACCUGCUCAUCGUGUCACUGACUCCUGCAUAGUGGCCCUCCUGUCUCAUGGCGUGGAGGGCGGCGUCUAUGGUGUGGAUGGCAGACUGCUUCAGCUGCAAGAGAUUUUUCGGCUCUUUGACAAUGCCAACUGCCCAAGCCUACAGAACAAGCCGAAAAUGUUCUUCAUCCAGGCCUGCCGUGGAGAUGAAACAGAUCGUGGGGUUGACCAGCAAGAUGGAAAGAACCAUACCAGGUUCCCCGAGUGUGAGGAGAGUGAUGCUGGCAAAGAGGGGUUGCUGAAGAUGCGCCUGCCCACUCGCUCAGACAUGAUCUGUGGCUACGCCUGCCUCAGAGGGACUGCCGCCAUGCGAAACACCAAACGGGGUUCCUGGUACAUUGAGGCCCUCACUCAAGUGUUCUCUGAGAGGGCCUGUAACAUGCACGUGGCUGAUAUGCUUGUGCAGGUGAAUGCACUUAUCAAGGAGCGUGAAGGCUACGCCCCUGGCACAGAGUUCCACCGCUGCAAGGAGAUGUCUGAGUACUGCAGCACUCUGUGCCGUCACCUCUAUCUGUUCCCAGGACACCCUCCCACGUGAUGCCAUCCUCAUCAUCCCCGCUGGAUGGAGGCCACGGGACCACAGGAGGAGUGGUAGAGCCUCUUAUCUUCAGGAUGCACGGUUUCUGUUCUUCCCCCUCAGGGAUUGGGACUCUCCCAGGCUUGUUCCCACGCCCAUCAUCUCUGCCGUGAAGUCCAGGACUGCAGGCCAGCCCCUCUGUGACGCUCUCCCUGUAGGGCGUCUCUGGCAGGACUCGUCACCGGGAGUGUCGGGCUGCAACAGAGGGACCUGGUGAAUGAUGUUAUGAACACAGCAUUUUAGGGGGAGAGGGCAUGUGGAUUUCCUCGAUGUUUGUGUUCACUUCCUGCCCCAGGACCUUUAUAGGUUUCACUUUGGUAAUUGCUUUUAUUACAUUAGUUAAGGUGCUUCAGAGGUCAUCUCCUGCUUUCCUUCACAUCCCAGCCUCAUUUGUCUUCAGAGUGGACAUUUGGAAGGUCUCCUGAUUUAAUGGAGGCAUUUUUCAUUUGGCUUCAAAAGGGCAAGUAGGUCUAGUGACACUGCUGUGUGUGUGGAAGUGACACGUGCAUCCCUAUCCUACCGCAAGGCUACCUUUUCAACACCAGUCUUUCAACAUCACCCUUAGUUCCUCUGGGCUCAAGGAGUCCAACAGAGCUUGAGGUUUGAUGCCUUGCACCUGUAACUGACUGAACUUUGUCCAUGGAAGUUCCAAAGAUCUUUUUAAUUGGUUGUUCUUUCUCUGAGCUUGGUUACUAAAACAGGAGUGUGUCAGCAGAGGCAGAUAAGAAUGGUUUGCUUCCUCAUAUUCUGUGACCUGUCACCUUUUGCUCUGAAAUGUCCUUUCUGUAAAAGGUACCUCACUGUUAUCUCCCUGCUUCCUGUUUCUUCCCUCUUUCCCUUUAUUUCAUCCUGUUUCCUGCUGCCACCAAAUCUAUCUAAAAUACCACCUAAUUGGGUCAUUUGACUGCUCAAGGAUGUAGUGUAGUACCUGUUCCUGCUUUCUGCUUCAAUACCCAGUCCCCUUUUGAUUUUAUAGUGCCUGUUUCCCCUUCACAUGUGUCUCCAUUUCAGGGAGGCUCUUGCUUCACAUGUUACUUGUUUACCCUAGAAGCCUUAAUCUGUGCUUCUGUGAAACUUGCCUGCUCUUUAAGGCCUCCUUUUUACUUCCGUUGUCUAAUCUCUGUGUGACAGAUUUUGGGUUUUGGUUUCUAAAUACAAAUCUGACCGUGUCACUCCCUGCUUGGAACCCUGUGAUUUCCUAUUGCACCUCAAAUAAAAUCCAAACUUGUUACUUUGGUCUGCAGGGACCCUGCUUUCCCCUUGAACUUCAGUAAGUCCUGGUUUCCCUCUUGAGUCACAGCGCAGUGGCUUCCUCUGUCUCUCAAACCUCCUGAGCCCUUUCCUGUCCUGGACCAAUGCAGACACUUUCCAGGGUCUUCUUAGCUCCACCUCUCACCACACAUGGUUUGAUUGGCUUCUUUAUUCAAAUCUUGGCUUGAAUGCUACUUUCUUGUAGAGGUCUUCCCAGGCCAUUUAUCUCUUUAAUUUUCUCCUGUGUUUCUUUAUUACUACAUCCUGUUUAAUUCCUUCAUUGCACUUCUCACAAUUUAUUAUGACAUGUUUGCUUGCUUCACUUGUCCACUUCUUUCUCCCCUGCGAGGUGUAUGCUCCAUGAGGAUGGAAACCUUGUCUUUUGUUCAACAGUAUGUACCCAGUGCCUGGCACACGGUAGGUCUGUAGAAAUAUUGGUUGAGUGAAGGAAGGAAGAAAACAACCCUAGCUAGAAUCUUCUUCUGGACAAAAUUUCCCUUUUGGCAAUUUACACAAUUUAAUUUUUCUACUGUAUAUGUUUUUCUGUGUUUCAUUCAUCCACUGGUAUUAAUAGCGCCUGAACACAGAUGUCGUGGGUGAGACAACUUCCUCCACAUCCGCUGUGGUGCCUGGCACAGUGGUCGGGCUGUAGUAGUUCAGGUGCUCCGUGAACAGUUACUCCAUGAGCCGGGUGGUUCAGGGACUUGCUGCCAGUCAGUAUCAUGCAAGUAUUUGGGUGAUAGAACCUUUCUACUUCCCACUGCCAGGAUUUUGUAUUGCCAUCAGGUGCCAAAUAAAUGUUCGUAUUUAUUA
Messenger RNA from Manis pentadactyla (Chinese pangolin), 3629 nucleotides. It is a transcript of the gene CASP2, whose product is annotated as caspase 2. Gene Ontology annotation, molecular function: cysteine-type endopeptidase activity. Gene Ontology annotation, biological process: regulation of apoptotic process; proteolysis. The record is from RefSeq and is a predicted model, not a curated record. The transcript is spliced from 11 exons. The coding region runs from base 168 to 1526 and encodes 452 amino acids. Lineage: Eukaryota; Metazoa; Chordata; Mammalia; Pholidota; Manidae.